ACACCGGUAACAUCGUAAUCACGUUUCACGACUCUACAAGAACACAUGCGGACGGAACAUCAUCGCGGGGAGAAGACAUGAAAGAAAUAAUCAUUCUAACGUCACUACUCGCAAACCUGGUGCUGCAAGUGGCGCCAGAACUGGCUGAAGACGGUCGGCUGGACUUCACAGGCCUCGCAAACAAAUACGGGUAUACCUGUGAGGAGCACAACGUCACCACUGAAGACGGAUACAUCCUCAAGCUAUUUCACGUGCCCGGGAGUAGCAGCAGGCCGAUUCUCCUCAUGCACGGCAUCAUCGACUCCGCAGACACUUUCAUCAUCAGAGGAAACAAGUCUUUGGUCGCGGUCUUGGCUAGCCGGGGAUACGACAUCUGGGUUGGCAAUGUUAGAGGAACCCAAUAUUCUAGGGCACAUACCCAGCUAGAUCCAGACAAAAACAAGGAAUUCUGGGACUACAGUUACCACGAAUUAGGUUACUAUGACCUGCCAGCGAUCAUUGACUACAUAUUGAGCAGAACCAAUGCAGACAAAUUGAACGCCAUCGGACACUCUCAAGGAAAUUCGAUUUUCUUCGUGUUGGGAUCAACAAAGCCAGAGUACAAUGAUAAAGUAAACCUACUCAUAGCUCUAGCGCCUGUGGGCUACUUGACCAACCUGCCACCGCCAUGGAGCUUUAUUACUCGAGCCGGAAAUGUAUUGAAUGAAAUUCUAAUAGCGUUGGACACUGACGAACUCUUCAACAAACAGCUGAGGACAGUGGUGCAGGAUAUGUGUAGCGUCGAAACGGAGUUGUGCGCCAGCAUGCUGGGAGAACUAGGGGGGCCUGAUGCGGAGGAAUUAGAGCCUGCAUUCAUACCCGUCUUAAUCGGACAUUACCCAAUAUCCACCUCUAGGAAGAACGGGGAACACUUGGUACAAAAUGCUAUGGACAAGAAAUUCUGUAAAUUUGACUACGGAUCGAAAACAAAUAUGGAAAUAUACGGACAGAAAAGUCCACCAGAUUACGACUUGCGGAAGGUGACGAUGAAGGUGGCUCUGUACGGAAGCAGGAACGAUAGACUAGUGCCGGUUGCAAAUAUGAAAUUACUGGAAAAAGAACUGGCGAAUGUCGUCGAAUUCCGAAUAAUAAAACGAAGACAAUUCAACCACAUGGAUCACGUGUGGGGGCGGAACAUGGACAAGCAUUUGUUUCCGCAUGUGUUGAAGACUUUAGAGAAAUAUAAUUAAUGUUUUAUUAUAUUAUAUUAUUUAUAACUAGUGGUAGUCGAAUGGUCGAAAUAAGACCGUAAAAUUUAAUAUAUAUUUGUAAGACAUAAUACACAUAGUUUUAAUUUUUCUACUCUGCUCCAUAUGACCUUCACUACCUCAAUUAUGCUAAAUCUCACACUCCUCCAUGCGCGCAAUGUGCUUAAAAAUGGGUACAAAUGUUA
Manduca sexta (tobacco hornworm) is the source of this 1432-nucleotide messenger RNA. RefSeq names its product lipase 1. The coding region runs from base 78 to 1229 and encodes 383 amino acids. The transcript has a single exon. Gene Ontology annotation, molecular function: hydrolase activity, acting on ester bonds. Gene Ontology annotation, biological process: lipid metabolic process. The record is from RefSeq and is a predicted model, not a curated record. Lineage: Eukaryota; Metazoa; Arthropoda; Insecta; Lepidoptera; Sphingidae.